AAAACAAAUGUCGCUGUGGUUCGAGUCACGGCUCACGCUAUUAUCUUCUCUCUUGUUACUUAUUUCUCUCGUUCAUCCUCACUCGUGCAAAGCUGUCGAUCUCAAACCGUGUGGAUUCCAAGCGAUCUACAAUUUCGGCGACUCCCUUUCAGACACGGGCAACGCCAUGGCAGAACACCCAAGCCCUCACGCUUGGCAUUAUCCAUUGGGCAUGACGAUCGGCAGAGCCACCGGCAGAGCCUGCGACGGACUGCUCAUUAUCGAUCAUAUCGCUGAAGCAACGGGGCUUCCUUUUUGUAAUCCAUACUUAAACAAGAGCUUAGAUCACUCCAAGGGUGCGAAUUUCGCCGUCGGUGGCACCGGCUUGCUCUCGAAAGAAGAACGAGCGGAAUGGAAUGUCAAUUUCGUAUGGUCCAAUGACUCUCUUGACGUACAACUCCGAUGGUUUGAUCAACAUCUAAACGACAACUUCAAGGACGAAAAAGCUCGCCGAGAUCAUUUGAAGUCGUCUCUGUUCGUCAUCGGCGGCGGAGGCAAUGAUUAUGGCGCCAUGGGCGGUUCACCUCUAUAUGAUAAACUUCCAUAUAUAGAGCAAAAGAAACUCAUAAUGCCUUUCGUCGUCGGAGCCCUAGUUGACGCUGUCAAGGUACGUUCCGUACCUAAUUGUGCAAUCUUAUUAUCUCAUUAUUGUCAAGAACCGGCCAGUUGAUCCCAAUAACUCGAGUUGUUGGGAGAAGUUCAAUCGUGGAUCAUAUACCACAACACUAAUACACGCCCCCUCAAACGAAAGGCACUCACAAGGGCUUGAAGUUUGCACAGGUUUGAAGACAAGAAUACCAUGUGCUUAACAAAUGGGGGUCACCGGGAAUCGAACAUACAAGACCUUUCGGUCACAGAAGGCUCUGAUACCAUGUCAAGAACCAGUUGAUCCCAAUAACUCGAGUUGUUGGAAGAGGUUCAGUUCAAUCGUGGAUCAUAUACCACAACACUAACAAUUAUACUCUCUAUUCGUGUAAUUCGACUGGAUCGACGAAUGGACGUGCAGAAAUUUAUAAGCUACGGAGCAAACAAAGUGAUAGCAACCGGAGUGUACCAAGGUGGAUGCAUAGGCGGAUGCAAAGUGACGGACAAAGGCCUCCAUUGUUGGGAGCCGACCAACGAGUUUCACAAGCUUCACAAUGAGUUCCUGCAGCGGAAGCUCCAGGAACUGGGGAAAGAAUACCCCGAUGCUCGAUUCGCCUACGGAGAUGUCUGGGGCGGCGCGCAGUGGAUCUGGGACCGUUAUCAAUCUCUUGGUUAUGUUUAUCCGCAAAAGGCUUGUUGUGGGGAUAAAGACCACAUGUAUUGUGGCAUGGACGGGACUCCGUGGUGCAGUAAUCCAAACGAGCACGUGUUUUGGGACUGUCCUGGGCAUUUUACGGAUAAGUCUUACCGAUACAUGUAUCAGCAGAUGAUUCCACGGAUUGUGGAGGAACUUCAGUGCGACGACAAGAAGAAUGAAUUGUAGAACAUUAGCAUACGCAGUAGUAGUAGUAAUAGAGGAAAGGCCCAUCGAUCGAGGGAGAUAUAUGAUGUUAUGUAACCUAGUUUCAGCACCACAUUAAUAAUAAUCCAGACAAAGUAUUACUG
Molecule: messenger RNA, 1629 nt
Organism: Linum tenue
Lineage: Eukaryota; Viridiplantae; Streptophyta; Magnoliopsida; Malpighiales; Linaceae
Source: the annotation of a GenBank genome assembly